Esox lucius (northern pike) is the source of this 1745-nucleotide messenger RNA. RefSeq names its product succinate dehydrogenase complex assembly factor 2 (gene sdhaf2). Bases 121 to 618 code for a protein of 165 amino acids. Gene Ontology annotation, biological process: protein-FAD linkage; mitochondrial respiratory chain complex II assembly; tricarboxylic acid cycle. The record is from RefSeq and is a predicted model, not a curated record. Gene Ontology annotation, cellular component: mitochondrion. The transcript has 4 exons. NCBI's taxonomy places the organism in Eukaryota, Metazoa, Chordata, Actinopteri, Esociformes, Esocidae.
ACAUGACCAGAAGUGUUUUGUAACUCUUCUCUGAACAUUGUUCCGAUGCAGUGAGUGUUGAAAAGAUCCGAACAGUAUCAAACGCCGUGGAGCCCAUUAAUCACAAGGAAAAUAUAUAUAAUGCUGGGGGUCCUCGUUAAAAGAGUAAGUUUGGUGGUGAACAGGGUAUACCAGGUGGUAUUGAGACCAACAUUGGCAUGCCCUGUUUCUACACGGGGUUACAAAGGAGAAGCAUCUGAUGACUCUAGGGGUGACCUAAUUGAGAUUCCCCUUCCUCCCUGGACAGAGAAGGAUGGCGAGACCAUGGACAUGAAGAGACGGCGCCUACUCUUCCAAAGCCGAAAGAGGGGCAUGUUGGAGAAUUGCAUAUUGCUGAGCCUGUUUGCCAAAAAAUAUCUUAACACAAUGAGUGAGACCCAAUUGAGACAGUAUGACCGACUUAUCAAUGAGCCUAGCAACGACUGGGACAUCUACUACUGGGCUACAGAGGCACAGCCCGUACCUAAUGUUUACGCAGGUGAGAUCAUGGACCUAUUGAAGGAGUUUACUAAGAAUAAGGAUCAGGAACAGAGGCUGGAUGCACCCAACCUGGAAUAUUUGGACAAGGGGAGCCAGUGAAACCUGGCUAAUGCUCCCCCCUAAGGACUGCUAUUGGUUCUAACAAGAGAAACACAUCUGGACAUAGGCAGCUCCUGCAGUAGGAUAUUAACCAGUCUGCCGGUAUAUAUUACUGGCCUCGUUCACAAGCUCAUCAUUACUUACAGAAAAAAUAUAUAAGUGUUGUGUGAUGGUGUAUAUUUGUUCUCAACAGAAAAUGAAAAAUGUACACACAAAUUUCAAUCUUGAUUAAAAUACAAAAUAAUUUCUGGAUUUAUAACCAUACUGAUGGCUCAUGGGCAGUUUACCCAGAGUAGGGAGCUGGGAAAAACCAUCAUUUAUGUAUAUAUCUUAACCUUCAAUCAGCUACAUGAUUUGAUUUGUAAAACAUCCAUCUUCCCCUAUUUCUUCCAUUUACGUUAAAAUCUAUAGCUUUGGGUUAUAGUACUGAAGAGUACAUUAAGACGUUAAAUGGUUGGAAUUUCUAUAAAAACUGGGAAAGUUGAGGUGUUCUAAAAUGUUUGAUUGGUUGUGUUUUGACCGCUUGUGUCUGUGUACCUCAGAACGUAUAUAUUAUGUGGCCAGUUGCACAGCUGAGACUACAAUAGGUUGUCCUUGUUUCAAAGGUGGGAUCUUACCUGUAUUUAGCUAACCAACCCUAGGUCAAAUUCUAAGCUCUGUAUAAGGGACUGUAGGCAGAGGUACCGUCUGUACUAUUGAGCAUGUUGCACAAGCUACAAGCAAACACCUCCUCCCGGAAUCCCUAGGAAUACCACCAUUUGGCACCAAAACAUAAGUAACAGAUCCUUCAAAUCCUGUAAGUUACAAGGUGGAGCCGCCAUGGAUCAGACUGGUUGGUCCAGCACAUCCCACAGAUGCUCAGUCGGAUUGAGAUCUGAAGAAUUUGGAGGCAGAGGAAACACAACUCUUCAUCAUGUUCCUCAAACCAUUUCUGAACAAUGUGCCCUUAAAUGGACAAUUGGUUGCCCUGCUGGUUCUAAGCCAGGUCUGUGUCAUUGUUACAUUAAUGAACAAGAGUUAAACAAAAGGCCUAGAUGUGGCAUUUGGAAUUUUAGUCUGUUGUGGUUUUCUGACAACAUCAGGGGCUGUCUCAAUGCCAGUAAAGCAGAGUAGAUUUUGAAGUUGCA